Daktulosphaira vitifoliae (grape phylloxera) is the source of this 3149-nucleotide messenger RNA. RefSeq names its product ionotropic receptor 21a-like. The coding region runs from base 705 to 2684 and encodes 659 amino acids. The record is from RefSeq and is a predicted model, not a curated record. Lineage: Eukaryota; Metazoa; Arthropoda; Insecta; Hemiptera; Phylloxeridae. The transcript is spliced from 3 exons.
UGUAAAAUUCAAAAUCUUCACUUUUUUAUUAGUUUAAAAUAAAACUUAUGUUUAAAAACAAAUAUUAAAAGGAAAACGUAUUUUUACCCGACUUUAAACAUUAAAUGUCUCGCAAAAGCAUUUGAAAAUGAAUCGGGAUUUUGAAUUAUGGAUGCUUAUGCAAAUUAUUUUUGUCUGCCGACGACUGUACCUAAAGAGUUAUUUAGAAAGAAGACGAUAUUUUAAGUUUCAAACAUGGUGUUUAAAGAAUGUGAUUGUGAGGACGAUAAACGUUCACAAAAAGGUCCCUGAAUUAAAGGCAACUAAAUGAACAAUCGAAAUGAUUUUAUAAUAUUGUUAUUCUAAACGCCAUUGAACCAUAAAUCGGUUAAACGUGACGUUAUUAUUACGAUUUUCGUUAAAUGAAGCAAUGACUUGGUAUAAACUUAAAUCGCUAUCAGUAAACGCAAUACGCAUUUGCAAAUAAUAUAUUAUUUUAGUAAUAAUAAUGAAAAGGUUUUAUUAUUUUUAUAAAAAAAUAAAUUAUAUACAUUACGUAUAUAUUAGUGGAACUGCAAUAAAGUUUUUUAUUUAUUCAUUCAUACUGAGGGUCACAAGGAACACUUGAUAUUCACAUUAUCUUUUGAUAAUACUAACCCUUUUGUUACAGUCAUCUAAAUCAAAAGAAAGAAAAUUAUUUUUUUGAAUUUCUUGACAGUUCUAUAAUGACUUGUUCAGAUAAUAUCGAAAAUGUCAUUUGUAACAACUCUUGCAUACGUUGCCUUUUCUGGUCAAUCGGACAACCCGCUGCGUUAUAUUCGUUAAGACGUAUAUUCAAAGUUAACAUGACCAUCUCGUAUUCGGUAAAAAUUGCGACUGUGGUUUUUUUAUUUCCAUUUAACAUGAAUGUUGUGUUUGCUCUACUAAGUCUUAAGUCAACAGAUGACCGACACACGAUUCCUUAUGAUCAGGAUGUAUUUACCUUAUGUAAAUUAGUCAUUAGUGAAUCUUAUGCUUUGUCUUUAACGAUUUUUAGUGACUUUGAAACAAUUCAAAAUGAUUUCAUUAUACAAGCCAGUUUCGCUCUUAACACCUCAUGGGUUUUCUUUAACAAAUGGUAUAAUAAUAUGAGUAUUGACCAUGCAGGGUUAAUUGCAACUAAUGGAUCCCAACGAAUGAGUUGGCUGUUAACGAACGUCAAUGGCUUGUGGGACUCGGCGGUAUAUUAUGUUUGGCUGAUACCUACAGCUAAUGAUUCAGUUGCUACAGAAUUGUUUCAACUUGCUUGGACGCGCCAUUCAAUGAUCAACGUGGUACUGUUAACUUUUUCUGCGGUAUACACUUACAAUCCUUUCUCUCAAACGUUGACCCAAUACUGUUCGGUUGAUAAACACGCAUUAAAAAAAGACUUCAAAACAAAGAUAAAAAACUUACACAGAUAUCCAGUGCGCAUAAGCAUGUUUCCAACUAAAUUGAAAGCAAUCGCCCAAUCAGAUGGCACAUAUAGGGGUUAUGAUGGAUUUUCUCUAUCUAUUUUAUCUAAACGCAUGAAUUUUACACCGGUCAUAUCAAAGCCAAGAGAUGGUAAAUUUUAUGGAUGGAUGGAACCUAAUGGAACUUAUACCGGAGCUUUGGCUGAUAUAGUGAAUGGUGUGGCUGAUAUAGCUUUUAAUGGAGUACUUCUUAUGGAUUACAGUACCAAUGCUAACGUCCAAUUUACGACAGUAGUACAAUAUGAAGAGUUAUGCUUUGUAGUUCCUAAGGCGGGUAAAAUGAGUCAAUGGAGAGCAAUAUUUACAGCUUUUCAAGCACAACUUUGGUGUUUGCUUGCUGUCUCUUAUUUUAUGUCCAUAGUAGCAUGGAGUCUUAUUAAACGAACAACGGAUAUGCCGUAUACUACCAUGGGACUAGCAAUCAACCUGUUUCAAGUGUUCCUAAUGGUCCCUUUACACAGAAUGCCAAACAAUGUUCCUGAACGGUUAAUAGUUAUUUCAGCUGUGGUAUUUGGUUUCAUCACGUCUACUAGUCUCCAAGCAGUAAUGGUAAAAUAUAUAAGCAUUCCUAAAUACGAGAAAAAUAUAAACACUGUUCAAGAAGUGUAUGACACUGGACUCCCUAUUUUAUCAUCUUCCAAAAGUUUGGCCAACAUGUUCAAAAAUACAACAAACGAAUAUAUAUAUGAUGAGAUGUAUGAUCGAUUUAUACUUAAACAGAAAUCGAUUAAUGUAGAUAUUCUUGGGGAAGUAUCCAAUAAAAAAAAUUACAUAGCAAUAGGCCGCAAAAGAGAUCUGUUGGAAAAAAUGACUGAAUACAAGGAAAAUAAUGAAGUUAUUCUACAUAUAGUCGAAGAAUGUCCGUGGUCGCUGUACAUUUCUUAUUUGAUUAGUCGUCAAGCUGUUUAUCGGAAAACGGUAGAUGAGCUUAUAGCGAAAUUAUUCGAGGGCGGUAUUAUCGAUAGUUGGUUUAUGCAUGCUGUUAAAAUACCGACAAUAUCAGAACCUCACCGUAUAGUGAAUAAAAAUAAAGUGUUCACGAUGGAAAACGUUGUAAUUGCAUUUAAUUGCCUUGUAGUGGGUCAAAUAGCUAGUUCUGUAAUAUUUCUUUUAGAACUCGUUUACUUUUACAGAUUUAAGCAUUCGAAAACUAUAUCCACAACUACUCUCAUUCGAUACCCUAGGCGACCGUUAGUAGUGAAAAAGUUUUGAAUACUAUCGACCAUGUUUGCAGUACAUUUCCACACCAAAAAAAAUUAACUUAUUUAAAAUAUUUGUUUCAUCUAUAGAAUAUUAGCAUUUAAUAAUAAAUUCCUUUUAACACCAUAUAGUUUUAAUUAACUUAGUACAGAUAAAAGAAAAUUAAUUAAACACAUUUGUUAAUUAAUAAACAUGCUACUUUAAAGCAUAAAUGCAAUAUAUAGAGUGUGCAAUAUGUAAGGAAACAGAUCAAUUGUUACAAAAAAUGAAAACAAUAGAAAUCGUUUCCUCACUUUCUAAACACACUGUAUAAAUGGAUAAAACGUAUCUUUCACAUUUUUUAUGAGAUUCAAACCCAUUAUAAUUUUAUCAUCUACUAAAAGAUGUAUGGAAAAUACAUUUCGCUUCGGAAUAAUUUGCUAUGUGCAAAACAUUUUAUGUGAAUUGUAAGGGUGAAAUUGAUGAAUUCUCUCUUUU